AUGGCUGCAGCAUUUGUUUAUCGCUGGCUUUUGUCUGCAGCAGCUAUUGUUAAUGUGCUGCCGAUUGGGGCACAAAGGCAUACAGCUUCGGAUAAUCCCUCGACAUAUAAUAUAGGCGGCGUAUUGAGCAAUUCCGAGAGCGAGGAGCACUUUCGCACAACAAUAGCGCAUCUCAAUUUCGAUCAGCAAUAUGUGCCGCGCAAGGUAACCUAUUACGAUAAGACGAUACGAAUGGAUAGGAAUCCCAUUAAAACCGUAUUUAAUGUUUGCGAUAAGCUCAUUGAAAAACGUGUCUACGCGGUUGUCGUUUCGCAUGAGCAAACCUCAGGCGAUUUGUCGCCGGCAGCUGUGAGCUAUACAAGCGGUUUCUAUUCCAUUCCCGUUAUAGGCAUAUCCUCCCGGGAUGCGGCCUUUUCCGACAAGAAUAUACACGUCUCAUUUCUGCGCACAGUGCCUCCCUAUUAUCAUCAGGCGGAUGUUUGGCUUGAAAUGCUCAGUCACUUUUUGUAUACCAAGGUAAUCAUCAUUCACAGUUCCGAUACGGAUGGACGCGCCAUUUUGGGUCGUUUCCAGACCACCUCACAGACCUAUUAUGAUGAUGUCGAUGUGCGUGCCACCGUCGAAUUGAUUGUGGAAUUCGAGCCGAAAUUGGAAAGUUUUACGGAACAUUUAAUAGACAUGAAGACGGCCCAGUCCAGAGUUUACCUCAUGUAUGCCAGCACGGAGGAUGCUCAAGUGAUAUUCCGCGAUGCUGGUGAAUACAACAUGACUGGCGAGGGACAUGUGUGGAUUGUAACGGAGCAGGCGUUGCAUGCCAACAAUACGCCGGACGGAGUUCUCGGCCUGCAGCUGGAACACGCCCAUGGCGACAAGGGACACAUUAGGGAUAGCGUUUAUGUGCUGGCAUCGGCUAUUAAGGAAAUGAUUUCAAAUGAGACUAUAGCUGAGGCGCCCAAGGAUUGCGGCGAUUCGGCGGUCAACUGGGAAUCAGGGAAACGCCUCUUUCAGUACCUGAAGAGCAGAAAUAUCACAGGGGAAACGGGUCAAGUGGCCUUUGAUGACAAUGGAGAUCGCAUCUAUGCGGGCUACGAUGUGAUUAAUAUAAGAGAACGCCAGGAACAACAUGUUGUGGGCAAGUUCAGCUACGAUAGUUUAAAAGGAAAAAUGCGCAUGAGGAUUAAUGAUAGCGAGAUCAUUUGGGGAGGAAAACAGAAGCGUAAGCCGGAGGGAAUUAUGAUUCCCACACAUCUAAAGGUGCUCACCAUUGAGGAGAAGCCCUUUGUCUAUGUGAGACGCAUGGGCGAUGAUGAGUUCCGUUGUGAACCGGAUGAACGUCCUUGUCCGCUCUUCAAUGCCAGUGAUGCUUCAACCAAUGAAUUUUGCUGUCGUGGCUACUGCAUUGAUUUGCUCAUUGAACUCUCCAAGCGCAUUAACUUUACCUAUGACUUGGCCCUAUCACCAGAUGGCCAAUUCGGACAUUAUUUACUGCGUAACAGCACAGGCGCAAUGGCUUUGAGGAAAGAGUGGACGGGUCUGAUUGGCGAACUGGUCAAUGAACGUGCCGACAUGAUCGUUGCACCACUAACCAUUAAUCCGGAGCGUGCCGAGUACAUUGAAUUCUCGAAACCAUUCAAAUACCAAGGCAUUACAAUACUCGAGAAGAAACCGUCACGAUCGAGUACUCUUGUGUCUUUCUUGCAGCCAUUUAGUAACACGCUAUGGAUCUUGGUAAUGGUGUCGGUUCAUGUUGUGGCGCUCGUGCUCUAUCUGCUGGACAGAUUCUCACCGUUUGGACGCUUCAAGUUAUCGCAUUCGGACAGCAACGAGGAGAAGGCAUUGAAUCUCAGCUCGGCUGUGUGGUUCGCCUGGGGAGUGCUCCUCAAUAGCGGUAUUGGUGAGGGCACUCCGAGGAGCUUCUCGGCUCGUGUCUUGGGCAUGGUCUGGGCUGGCUUUGCCAUGAUCAUUGUUGCCUCGUACACUGCCAACCUGGCUGCCUUCCUCGUGCUGGAACGGCCCAAGACGAAGCUAAGUGGCAUCAACGAUGCUCGACUCCGCAACACAAUGGAGAAUCUCACAUGUGCCACGGUCAAGGGAUCAUCGGUGGACAUGUAUUUUCGGCGUCAGGUGGAGCUGUCCAACAUGUAUCGCACCAUGGAGUCCAACAACUAUCUUACCGCCGAGCAGGCCAUACAGGAUGUGAAGAAGGGCAAAUUAAUGGCCUUCAUCUGGGACUCAUCCCGUCUUGAGUAUGAGGCUUCUAAGGACUGUGAGUUGGUCACUGCUGGCGAGUUAUUUGGACGUAGCGGCUAUGGCAUCGGACUGCAGAAGGGUUCUCCCUGGACAGAUGCCGUAACGCUAGCUAUACUCGAAUUCCAUGAAAGUGGCUUCAUGGAGAAAUUGGAUAAGCAAUGGAUCUUCCAUGGACAAGUGACGCAGAAUUGCGAACUAUUUGAAAAGACGCCCAAUACGCUGGGACUGAAGAACAUGGCAGGGGUUUUUAUAUUGGUUGGCGUGGGGAUUGCGGGUGGCGUGGGUCUCAUCAUCAUCGAGGUGAUCUACAAGAAGCAUCAGGUGAAGAAACAAAAGCGUUUGGACAUUGCACGUCACGCAGCCGAAAAAUGGCGCGGCACCAUUGAGAAACGGAAGACUAUACGCGCCUCGUUGGCCAUGCAACGGCAGUAUAAUGUGGGUCUGAUGGCAGCCCAUGCACCUGGAACCAUCAGCCUUGCGGUGGACAAACGACGCUAUCCACGUCUGGGCCAGCGUCUUGGGCCGGAAAGAGCCUGGCCCGGAGACGCGGCCGAUGUGUUACGCAUACGUCGGCCUUAUGAGUUGGGAAAGUCGGGACUGGCACCACCUCCACUGGGCCUGGGCAAAACGCGUCCACAACAGAAUCAAUUGCCACCACGUUACUCACCUGGCUACACCAGCGAUGUGUCGCAUUUGGUCGUUUAAGUUAACAUUUUCAAUGCCAAAGAUAGUAUUAGUAUAAAAUAUAUUUAAAUUAUUGCCAAUGAUUAUAUAUACAUCGGUGUAUCCAUGCUCAAUACCUGAGGAUUUACAAGCCAAUGAGAAUUUAUACCUUAAUAUUGAAUACUACUCAUUUGCUGGGAUUAAGACGACGCACACUUGAGAAAAGUAAAAUGACACUGUAUUAUUUCAAAAUUUAAAGAUCAAAUUAUAUUAAUUUUUAUGUUCUAUACCCUUGCAGUGGAAGUGUUGCAACCAAACGAAUCAAAUAACUCCUACAGUUAUAUUAAUCGAUAUUUCGAUUCAAUUUAACUUUAAGUUUAAUAAAAUAAAGUGAAAACAUAUGGCUUCCAUCGAACAAUAUUUGCAAGGGUAUUCAGUAUUCGGCUUGUCGAAGAUUGCUACUUUAUCUUAUUUGAAUAAUAUUUUUUAAGCUUUUUUAAACUUACUUUAAGCCAUAUGUAUUUAAUAUCAUAAUCAAAUGCUGUCUCUAGUCCCAGUUAAAUUUAA
Drosophila innubila is the source of this 3480-nucleotide messenger RNA. RefSeq names its product glutamate [NMDA] receptor subunit 1 (gene Nmdar1). Gene Ontology annotation, cellular component: plasma membrane; NMDA selective glutamate receptor complex; neuron projection. The transcript has 14 exons. Gene Ontology annotation, molecular function: NMDA glutamate receptor activity. Gene Ontology annotation, biological process: chemical synaptic transmission; ionotropic glutamate receptor signaling pathway; regulation of membrane potential. Bases 1 to 2955 code for a protein of 984 amino acids. The record is from RefSeq and is a predicted model, not a curated record. Lineage: Eukaryota; Metazoa; Arthropoda; Insecta; Diptera; Drosophilidae.